Molecule: messenger RNA, 1696 nt
Organism: Alnus glutinosa
Lineage: Eukaryota; Viridiplantae; Streptophyta; Magnoliopsida; Fagales; Betulaceae
Product: stemmadenine O-acetyltransferase-like
Exons: 1
Coding region: 104-1462 (452 amino acids)
Source: RefSeq, a predicted model, not a curated record
UAGUUCGGCACAACUCCACUCAGCACCUAGUUACUACAUACUUGCGCUGCUUGUGAAAAUCAUCCAUUUGUUAGCUUUCCAUAUAUAUCUGCUUGAAGGAAAGAUGAAGAUGCAGGUCGAAAUAAUUUCCAAAGAGUGCAUCAAACCAUCUUCUCCAACACCCCCCAACCUGAAAACUUACAAGCUCUCCCUCUUGGACCAGGUCCAUUCAUCCAUCUAUAUUCCUGUGAUCCUCUUCUAUCCCAUAAACCAAAGCAUAAGCCAUCAUAUUGUUGACAUUGUCUCUCAAAGAUCACAGCUGCUAAAGCAAUCCCUAUCAGAAACCCUAACUCGUUUUUACCCACUUGCUGGCAAAGUCAAAGAUGAUCUCUCCAUCGAUUGUAAUGACGAGGGGGUUUUAUAUUUAGAAGCUUAUGCAAACUGUCAUCUUCUUGAUUGCCUCAACCAACCUAAUCUCGCAUCAUUGCAACAACUUUUUCCACAACCGAUGACUUUCACAGAUCCAGUUGCGGGAGAUUAUGUAGCUAUGAUAAAAGUGACCAGCUUUGCAUGCGGCGGUAUUGCCAUUGGUGUCUUUGUUUGCCACAUGGUCGCCGAUGGUACUGCCUUCAGUGCAUUUCUCAAUGGUUGGGCAGCCACUGCUCGUAAGGCCACUGAACUUGUAUGUCCUAAUUUUGAUGCCCCAUCAAUUUUCAUACAAAACGAUGCAUUCUCUAAAGAAGCAGCUAUGACGACUUUUUCCAAGGCCUACAAACUAGGCCGGUGUAUUGUAAGGAGAUUUGUGUUUGAUGCCCCAGCCAUUGCAUCACUUAAAGCCAAAGCAACCAGCUCAAGUGUGCAAAACCCAACAAGAGUUGAGGUUGUGUCGGCACUCCUAUGGAAAUGUAUCAUUGCUGCUUCCAAGGCCACUUCUGGUAUUCAAAAGCCAACCUAUAUGACCCAUUCAGUGAAUUUCCGCCGAAGAGCUGAUCCACAAUUCACAGACUCUUCCAUGGGAAAUUUAUUUUGGGGAGCAGGCGCAUUAUGCAUGGCUGAGGAGAUAGAUUUACCUUACAUGGUGAGCAAGCUUAGAGAAGCCAUAAUGAAAAUCGAUGCUGAUUUGGUAAAAAGCCUACAAGGUGAUGGAGGGCUUUCCAGAGUUUGUGAGCUUAUGAAAGCAACGAAUGAAGCGCUCUCAAAAAUAGAAUCUUCUUAUGGAAUGAAUUUCAUUGCGGUAACCAGUUGGGUUAACUUUGGUAUCUAUAACAUUGAUUUCGGGUGGGGAAAACCGAUUUGGGCAAGCGGUGUUGGUUCAAGCGGCGAUUCGGAGACCGUGUUCCCAACAGCAAUAAUUCUAAUGGAUACAAAAUCCGGCGAUGGAGUAGAAGCUUGGGUUGCGUUAGAAAAAGAAGAUAUGACUAUCUUGGCACAAGACAAUGAACUUCUUGCUUUCGCUUCUUUGGAUCCUAGUCCCAUAGAAUAGAAAAUGGUUUUUCUCACCGGUGAAGAUCAUUCUAGCCCUUGUGACGUAGGAAGGAUCAUGGCACUUUUUUUUUUUUUUUUUUUUUUUUUUUUUUUUUUUUAAGUUUGGCUUGAUCAUGGUUACCAACAAAUAAAUGGAAGAUUUUGUUCAAUGGAACAUAUAUAUCAUCCACACCAUUCUCCUUGUUAGAGAUUAAUGGUAGUAAAAAAUAAUUAAUGCACUUCAUGAGUUUCA